AUGGCUUCGGCUUUGACUAUCAUCGGCCUUGACGAUGAGCUGGCAGCGAUUCCUGCACCAUGGCGUGACCGAGUGCAGCACCAUGCUCGGCGCUUCCAGGAGAAGAAUGCCACAACGGUCCUUAAUCGCUACGAGCAGCAGAGGAGAAUCAUGAGACGGCCGCAGCUUGAAAAGCAUGCCUUUCAUGUGGCAUCCUGGCUGGUGCUUCCAGAGGUGAGAAGAAGCCACGGCGGUUCCGUGGAGGCGCUGCUGUCCAGGUACUUGGAGUCCUUGGAUGGGCAGCCACUUUGCGAGCGCCUGAAAGCGGUUCUGUCGCUUGUCUCGGCCAGUUCGGGAGUUGCAGGGCUCUCGGGGUUGCUGGGUAAAGGGCAGAAGAGAAAGGUGGAGAUGAUGCAGGCAGAAGAGCCAGAAAAGCCAGAUUCCAGCAAGCCAGUUGAUGCCUGCGGUGAGAAGGCUGUGCGGCUGAUGCAGAAGGCCAGCCAAACAUGGCAGAACCACCCGUCCGAGUGCCGGGAAGCGUACGUGGAGUCUCUGGAGCAAGAGGUGCAAGAGGCCGACGGAGCUGAGAACUCGGCCAAGCUGCGCAUGGUCCUGCGCCGAGCCGUAGCUGCGCUUUCCCCGCCACGGCGUUUGGGUGAUGGAUGCGAGGGCAAGUUGCUGGCAUCCCACGCAUCCAACGAUGAGUGGACGCUGGCCACCAACCUGCAAUCUCGACUUCGCAAAAUCGUGCUCCGCUGCCUGGAUCGAGUGGACAUGGCAGAUUUGCGCGUUGCGCCGGUGCUGCAAUGCUUGCAGUCACUGCUCCAAAGGUUUCAGGAGCUUGUCACCGGUCAAAGCAGGAUCGCUUGCAAGAAGCAAUGGGCUCGGCUUCAAGCCAAGUGUGCGAGCACUGUGCCACCCGAAGCAGCAGCAAGCUUGUCAGCGCGUGCAAAGGGAGCCGACGAUGGUGCUGGCAUUGCCAAGCCCGAGCAGAAGGCCUGGGAGGUGCGGAGGCCGCGGGGUUCGCCUCUCGUGAGGCGGGGCCACUGGGCCGGUCUAAGGAGAUUUGACGUCGAGUCAGCUGCUCGACAAUUGCGCCAGGAGAAGGAUGCCACAACGGUCCUGAAUCGCUACGAGCAGCAGAGGAGAAUCAUGAGCCGGCCGCAGCUUGAAAAGCAUGCCUUUCAUGUAGCAUCCUGGCUGGUGCUUCCAGAGGUGAGAAGAAGCCACGGCGGUUCCGUGGAGGCGCUGCUGUCCAGGUACUUGGAGUCCUUGGAUGGGUGGGCACUCUGCGAGCGCCUGAAAGCGGUUCUGUCGCUUGUCUCGGCCAGUUCGGGAGUUGCAGGGCUCUCGGGGUUGCUGGGCAGAGGGCAGAAGAGAAGGGCGGAGUUGAUGCAAGCAGAAGAGCCAGAAAAGCCAGAUUCCGCCAAGCCAGUUGAUGCGUGCCGUGAAAAGGCUUUGCGCCUGAUGCAGAAGGCCAGCCAAACGUGGCAGAACCACCCAUCCGAGUGCCGGGAAGUGUACGUGGAGUCUCUGGAGAAAGAGAUGCAAGAGGCCGACGGAGCUGAGAACUCGGCCAAGCUGCGCAUGGUCCUGCGCCGAGCUGUAGCUGCACUUUCCCCGCCUCGGCGUUUGGGUGAUGGAUGCGAGGGCAAGUUGCUGGCAUCCCACGCAUCCAACGACCAGUCGAUGCUGGCCACCAACCUGCAAUCUCGGCUUCGCAAAAUCGUGCUCUGCUGCCUGGAUCGAGUGGACUUGGCAGAUUUGCGCCUUGCGCCAGUGGUGCAAUGCUUGCAGUCACUGCUCCAAACAUUUGAGGAGCUUUGCACCGGUGAAAGCAUGAUCGGAUGCAGGCACCAGAGGCAGAACGUGGAUGUUGAGGGCCUGGCUGGGCUUUCGGAAUCCUUGAAUACUGGAAUGCCGCGGGGCCUCGCGGAGUUCGUGAGGGGCCAUGGCCCGGUCUCAGGAGAUUUGACGUCGAGUCAGCUGCUCGAGAAUUGCGCCAGGGACUGGGCUCCCGUUCCUUCUUGCGUGGUCGUUGUUUCACAUGUGCUCCGUGGCAUGGCUUCGGCUUUGACAACCGUUUGCCUUGAAGAUGAGCUGGCAGCGAUGCCUGCACCAUGGCGUGACCGAGUGCAGCACCAUGCUCGGCGCUUUCACGAGAAGGAUGCCACAACGGUCCUGAAUCGCUACGAGCAGCAGAGGAGAAUCAUGAGCCGGCCGCAGCUCGAAAAGCAUGCCUUUCAUGUGGCAUCCUGGCUGGUGCUUCCAGAGGUGAGAAGAAGCCAGGGCGAUUCCGUGGAGGCGCUGCUGUCCAGGUACUUGGAGUCCUUGGAUGGGCAGCCACUUUGCGAGCGCCUGAAAGUGGUUCUGUCGCUUGUCUCGGCAAGUUCGGGAGUUGCAGGGCUCUCGGGGUUGCUGGGUAAAGGGCAGAAGAAAAAGGUGGAGAUGAUGCAAGCAGAAGAGCCAGAAAAGCCGGAUUCCAGCAAGCCAGUUGAUGCCUGCGGUGAAAAGGCUGCGAGGCUGAUGCAGAAGGCCAGCCAAACGUGGCAGAACCACCCGUCCGAGUUCCGGGAAGUGUGCGUGGAGUCUCUGGAGCAGGAGAUGCAAGAGGCCGAUGGAGCUGAGAACUCGGCCAAGCUGCGCAUGGUCCUGCGCCGAGCCGUAGCUGCGCUUUCCCCGCCACGGCGUCUGGGUGAUGGGUGCGAGGGCAAGUUGCUGGCAUCCCACGCAUCCAACGACCAGGCGACGCUGGCCACCAACCUGCAAUCCCGGCUUCGCAAAAUCGUGCUCUGCUGCCUGGAUCGAGUGGACCUGGCAGAUUUGCGUCUUGCACCGGUGCUGCAAUGCUUGCAGUCACUGCUCCAAAGGUUUCAGGAGCUUGUCACCGGAGAUUUGACGCCCACUUUCCUAUUUCGGAAUCACUCUCGGUAUUUGCAGGCCUAUGACAGCGGUAUCGAUGCCUGCACCAUGGCGAAGGAUGCCACAACGGUCCUGAAUCGCUACGAGCAGCAGAGGAGAAUCAUGAGCCGGCCGCAGCUCGAAAAGCAUGCCUUUCAUGUGGCAUCCUGGCUGGUGCUUCCAGAGGUGAGAAGAAGCCAGGGCGAUUCCGUGGAGGCACUACUGUCCAGGUACUUGGAGUCCUUGGAUGGGCAGCCACUUUGUGAGCGCCUGAAAGUGGUUCUGUCACUUGUCUCGGCCAGUUCGGGAGUUGCAGGGCUCUCGGGGUUGCUGGGCAAAGGGCGGAAGAGAAAGGCGGAGAUGAUGCAGGCAGAAGAGCCAGAAAAGCCGGAUUCCAGCAAGCCAGUUGAUGCCUGCGGUGAAAAGGCUGUGCAGCUGAUGCAGAAGGCCAGCCAAACAUGGCAGAACCAGCCGUCCGAGUUCCGGGAAGCGUACGUGGAUUCUCUGGAGCAGGAGAUGCAAGAGGCCGACGGAGCUGAGAACUCGGCCAAGCUGCGCAUGGUCCUGCGCCGAGCCGUAGCUGCGCUUUCCCCGCCACGGCGUCUGGGUGAUGGGUGCGAGGGCAAGUUGCUGGCAUCCCACGCAUCCAACGACCAGGCGACGCUGGCCACCAACCUGCAAUCUCGACUUCGCAAAAUCGUGCUCCGCUGCCUGGAUCGAGUGGACAUGGCAGAUUUGCGUCUUGCACCGGUGCUGCAAUGCUUGCAGUCACUGCUCCAAAGGUUUCAGGAGCUUGUCACCGGUGAAAGCAGGAUCGCUUGCAAGAAGCAAUGGGCUCGGCUUCAAGCCAAGUGUGCGAGCACCGUGCCGCCCGCAGCAGCAGCAAGCUUGUCAGCGUGUGCAAAGGGAGCCGAAGAUUGUGCUGGCAUUGCCAAGCCCGAGUCUUCAGCAUCAUGCCCCCAUGGCAAGGCCUCGCGGAGGCUGCGGGGCCUCGCGGAGUUCGUGAGGGGAGAUUUGACGUCGAGUCAGCUGCUCGACAAUUGCGCCAGGGACUGGGCUCCCGUUCCUUCUUGCGUGGUCGUUGUGUCACAUGUGCUCCGUGGCAUGGCUUCGGCUUUGACUACCAUCGGCCUUGAAGAUGAGCUGGCAGCGAUGCCUGCACCAUGGCGUGACCGAGUGCAGCACCAUGCUCGUCGCUUUCACGAGAAGGAUGCCACAACGGUCCUGAAUCGCUACGAGCAGCAGAGGAGAAUCAUGAGCCGGCCGCAGCUUGAAAGACAUGCCUUUCAUGUGGCAUGCUGGCUGGUGCUUCCAGAGGUGAGAAGAAGCCAGGGCGGUUCCGUGGAGGCGCUGCUGUCCAGGUACUUGGAGUCCUUGGAUGGGCAGCCGCUUUGCGAGCGCCUGAAAGCGGUUCUGUCACUUGUCUCGGCCAGUUCGGGAGUUGCAGGGUUCUCGGGGUUGCUGGGUAAAGGGCAGAAGAGAAAGGUGGAGAUGAUGCAGGCAGAAGAGCCAGAAAAGCCGGAUUCCAGCAAGCCAGUUGAUGCCUGCGGUGAGAAGGCUUUGCGCCUGAUGCAGAAGGCCAGCCAAACGUGGCAGAACCACCCAUGCGAGUUCCGGGAAGUGUACGUGGAGUCUCUGGAGCAGGAGAUGCAAGAGGCCGACGGAGCUGAGAACUCGGCCAAGCUGCGCAUGGUCCUGCGCCGAGCCGUAGCUGCGCUUUCCCCGCCACGGCGUUUGGGUGAUGGAUGCGAGGGCAAGAUGACGGCAUCUAUCCCAUCCAACGAUGAGUGGACGCUGGCCACCAACCUGCAAUCCCGGCUUCGCAAAAUUGUGCUCCGGUGCCUGGAUCGAGUGGACCUGGCAGAUUUGCGCGUUGCGCCGGUGCUGCAAUGCUUGCAGUCACUGCUCCAAAGGUUUCAGGAGCUUGUCACCGGUGAAAGCAGGAUCGCUUGCAAGAAGCAAUGGGCUCGGCUUCAAGCCAAGUGUGCGAGCACCGUGCCGCCCGAAGCAGCAGCAAGCUUGUCAGCAUCGGAAGGCAUCAGUGUGCCCUGCUUGAUUUUUGCAUUUUGUAAGUUGGCGCAGAGCGGCCUGGGUGGUGCGGAGGCCGCGGGGUUCGCCUCUCGUGAGGCGGGGCCAUGGGCCGGUCUAAGGAAAUCUGGUGCCGAGUUUAUGGUCCAGCUGCUCGACAAUUGCGAUGCCAGGGACUGGGCUCCCGUUCCUUCUUGCGUGGUCGUUGUGUCACAUGUGCUCCGUGGCAUGGCUUCGGCUUUGACUACCGUUUGCCUUGAAGAUGAGCUGGCAGCGAUGCCUGCACCAUGGCGUGACCGAGUGCAGCACCAUGCUCGUCGCUUUCACGAGAAGGAUGCCACAACGGUCCUGAAUCGCUACGAGCAGCAGAGGAGAAUCAUGAGCCGUCCGCAGCUUGAAAGACAUGCCUUUCAUGUGGCAUGCUGGCUGGUGCUUCCAGAGGUGAGAAGAAGCCACGGCGGUUCCGUGGAGGCGCUGCUGUCCAGGUACUUGGAGUCCUUGCAUGGGCAGCCACUUUGCGAGCGCCUGAAAGCGGUUCUGUCACUUGUCUCGGCCAGUUCGGGAGUUGCAGGGCUCUCGGGGUUGCUGGGCAAAGGGCGGAAGAGAAAGGUGGAGAUGAUGCAGGCAGAAGAGCUAGAAAAGCCGGAUUCCAGCAAGCCAGUUGAUGCCUGCGGUGAGAAGGCUUUGCGCCUGAUGCAGAAGGCCAGCCAAACGUGGCAGAACCACCCGUCCAAGUGCCGGGAAGCGUACGUGGAGUCUCUGGAGCAAGAGAUGCAAGAGGCCGACGGAGCUGAGAACUCGGCCAAGCUGCGCAUGGUCCUGCGCCAAGCCGUAGCUGCACUAUCCCCGCCACGGCGUUUGGGUGAUGGAUGCGAGGGCAAGUUGCUGGCAUCCCACGCAUCCAACGACCAGGCGACGCUGGCCACCAACCUGCAAUCCCGGCUUCGCAAAAUCGUGCUCCGCUGCCUGGAUCGAGUGGACCUGGCAGAUUUGCGCCUUGCGCCGGUGCUGCAAUGCUUGCAGUCACUGCUCCACGCAUUUCAGGAGCUGGUCACCAGUGAAAGCACAAUCGCUUGCAAGAAGCAAUGGGCUCGGCUACAAGCCAAGUGUGCGAGCACCAUGCCACCUGAAGCUGGAAGCUCGGGAGUUGCAGGGCUCUCGGGGUUGCUGGGCAAAGGGCGGAAGAGAAAGGCGGAGAUGAUACAAGCAGAAGAGCCAGAAAAGCCGGAUUCCAGCAAGCCAGUUGAUGCCUGCGGUGAAAAGGCUGUGCGCCUGAUGCAGAAGGCCAGCCAAACGUGGCAGAACCACCUGUCCGAGUGCCGGGAAGAGUACGUGGAGUCUCUGGAGCAAGAGAUGCAAGAGGCCGACGGAGCUGAGAACUCGGCCAAGCUGCGCACGGUUCUGCGCCGAGCCGUAGCUGCGCUUUCCCCGCCACGGCGUUUGGGUGACGGAUGCGAGGGCAAGACGCCGUCUAUCGCAUGCAACGACCAGUCGCUGGCCACCAACUUGCAAACCCGGCUUCGCAAAAUCGUGCUCCGCUGCCUGGAUCGAGUGGACCUGGCAGAUGUGCGUCUUGCACCGGUGCUGCAAUGCUUGCAGUCGCUGCUCCGAACAUUUCAGGAGCUGGUCACCGGUGAAAGCAGGAUCGCUUGCAAGAAGCAAUGGGCUCGGCUACAAGACAGGAGAUUUGACGUCGAGUCGGCUGCUCGACAAUUGCGCCAGGAGAAGGAUGCCACAACGGUCCUGAAUCGCUACGAGCAGCAGAGGAGAAUCAUGAGCCGGCCGCAGCUCGAAAAGCAUGCCUUUCAUGUGGCAUCCUGGCUGGUGCUUCCAGAGGUGAGAAGAAGCCACGGCGGUUCCGUGGAGGCGCUGCUGUCCAGGUACUUGGAGUCCUUGGAUGGGCAGCCACUUUGCGAGCGCCUGAAAGUGGUUCUGUCGCUUGUCUCGGCAAGUUCGGGAGUUGCAGGGCUCUCAGGGUUGCUGGGCAAAGGGCAGAAGAGAAAGGCGGAGAUGAUGCAGGCAGAAGAGCUGGAAAAGCCGGCUUCCAGCAAGCCAGUUGAUGCCUGCGGUGAAAAGGCUGUGCGGCUGCUGCAGCCAAACAUGGCAGAACCACUCAUCCGAGUGCCGGGAAGACAAGAUGACGCAUCUAUCCCAUCCAACGAUGAGUGGACGCUGGCCACCAACCUGCAAUCCCGGCUUCGCAAAAUCGUGCGCCGCUGCCUAAAUCGAGUGGACAUGGCAGAUUUGCGCGUUGCGCCGGUGCUGCAAUGCUUGCAGUCACUGCUCCAAAGGUUUCAGGAGCUUGUCACCGGUAAGACGAAGCUGCGCUCAAUGCAGACGCUGUCCACAUGGCAAGCGGCCUCAACGAUGCCCGCAAUGCAGCAGAAGGCCUGGGAGGUGCGGAGGCCGCGGGGUUCGCCUCUCGUGAGGCGGGGCCACUGGGACGGUCUAAGGAGAUUUGACGUUGAGUCAGCUGCUCGACAAUUGCGCCAGGAGAAGGAUGCCACAACGGUCCUGAAUCGCUACGAGCAGCAGAGGAGAAUCAUGAGCCGGCCGCAGCUCGAAAAGCAUGCCUUUCAUGUGGCAUCCUGGCUGGUGCUUCCAGAGGUGAGAAGAAGCCACGGCGGUUCCGUGGAGGCGCUGCUGUCCAGGUACUUGGAGUCCUUGGAUGGGCAGCCACUUUGCGAGCGCCUGAAAGUGGUUCUGUCGCUUGUCUCGGCAAGUUCGGGAGUUGCAGGGCUCUCAGGGUUGCUGGGCAAAGGGCAGAAGAGAAAGGCGGAGAUGAUGCAGGCAGAAGAGCUGGAAAAGCCGGAUUCCAGCAAGCCAAUUGAUGCCUGCGGUGACAAGGCUGUGCGGCUGAUGCAGAAGGCCAGCCAAACGUGGCAGAACCACCCAUCCGAGUGCCGGGAAGCGUACGUGGAGUCUUUGGAGCAAGAGAUGCAAGAGGCCGACGGAGCUGAGAACUCGGCCAAGCUGCGCACGGUUCUGCGCCGAGCCGUAGCUGCGCUUUCCCCGCCACGGCGUUUGGGUGACGGAUGCGAGGGCAAGACGCCGUCUAUCGCAUGCAACGACCAGUCGCUGGCCACCAACUUGCAAACCCGGCUUCGCAAAAUCGUGCUCCGCUGCCUGGAUCGAGUGGACAUGUCAGAUUUGCGCGUUGCGCCGGUGCUGCAAUGCUUGCAGUCACUGCUCCAAAGGUUUCAGGAGCUGGUCACCGGUUUGCACCGGAAGGCAUCGGAAGGCAUCAGUGUGCCCUGCUUGACUUUUGCAUUUUGUAUCUUGGCGCGGAGCGGCCUGGGUGGUGCGGAGGCCGCGGGGUUCGCCUCUCGUGAGGCUUUCACUGCAGCCAUUGCAUCGAGGGACUGGGCUCCCGUUCCUUCUUGCGUGGUCGUUGUGUCACAUGUGCUCUGUGGCAUGGCUUCGGCUUUGACUACCGUUUGCCUUGAAGAUGAGCUGGCAGCGAUGCCUGCACCAUGGCGUGACCGAGUGCAGCACCAUGCUCGGCGCUUUCAGGAGAAGGAUGCCACAACGGUCCUGAAUCGCUACGAGCAGCAGAGGAGAAUCAUGAGCCGGCCGCAGCUCGAAAAGCAUGCCUUUCAUGUGGCAUCCUGGCUGGUGCUUCCAGAGGUGAGAAGAAGCCACGGCGGUUCCGUGGAGGCGCUGCUGUCCAGGUACUUGGAGUCCUUGGAUGGGCAGCCACUUUGCGAGCGCCUGAAAGUGGUUCUGUCACUUGUCUCGGCCAGUUCGGGAGUUGCAGGGCUCUCGGGGUUGCUGGGCAAAGGGCGGAAGAGAAAGGCGGAGAUGAUGCAGGCAGAAGAGCCAGAAAAGCCGGAUUCCAGCAAGCCAGUUGAUGCCUGCGGUGAAAAGGCUGUGCAGCUGAUGCAGAAGGCCAGCCAAACGUGGCAGAACCAGCCGUCCGAGUGCAGGGAAGCGUACGUGGAUUCUCUGGAGCAGGAGAUGCAAGAUGCCGACGGAGCUGAGAACUCGGCCAAGCUGCGCAUGGUCCUGCGCCGAGCCGUAGCUGCGCUUUCCCCGCCACGGCGUCUGGGUGAUGGGUGCGAGGGCAAGUUGCUGGCAUCCCACGCAUCCAACGACCAGGCGACGCUGGCCACCAACCUGCAAUCUCGACUUCGCAAAAUCGUGCUCCGCUGCCUGGAUCGAGUGGACAUGGCAGAUUUGCGUCUUGCACCGGUGCUGCAAUGCUUGCAGUCACUGCUCCAAAGGUUUCAGGAGCUUGUCACCGGCAAGAUCAAGAGCAACUGCGCAGUGCAGCGCAUGCCCACAUGGAAAGAUCAAGCAGAAUUGCUUGCAGUGCAGCGCAUGCCCACAGGCAAGAUCAAGCAGAAUUGCUUGCAGUGCAGCGCAUGCCCGCACGGCAAGACCAAGCGAAACUGCUUGCAGUGCAGUGCAUGCCCACAUGGCAAGAUCAAGAGCAACUGCUUGCAGUGCAGCGCAUGCCCACAUGGAAAGAUCAAGCAGAAUUGCUUGCAGUGCAGCGCAUGCCCACAUGGCAAGAUCAAGCAGAAUUGCUUGCAGUGCAGCGCAUGCCCGCACGGCAAGACCAAGCGAAACUGCUUGCAGUGCAGUGCAUGCCCACAUGGCAAGAUCAAGAACAACUGCGUGCAGUGCAGCGCAUGCCCGCACGGCAAGCUGAAGAGAAAUUGCCUCGCGGAGGCUGCGGGGCCUCGCGGAGUUCGUGAGGGGCCACGGGCCAGUCUAAGGAGAUUUGACGUCGAGUCAGCUGCUCGACAAUUGCGCCAGGUCUAUGACAGCGGUAUGAUCCGAGGAAGCCUAGCUCCGACCCUGCUUUUGUCAUUUCUUGGCUUUGACUGCAGCCAUUUCAGCGAGGGACUGGGCUCUGUGUCACAUGUGCUCCGUGGCAUGGCUUCGGCUUUGACAACCGUUUGCCUUGAAGAUGAGCUGGCAGCGAAGCCUGCACCAUGGCGUGACCGAGUGCAGCACCAUGCUCGUCGCUUUCACGAGAAGGAUGCCACAACGGUCCUGAAUCGCUACGAGCAGCAGAGGAGAAUCAUGAGCCGGCCGCAGCUCGAAAAGCAUGCCUUUCAUGUGGCAUCCUGGCUGGUGCUUCCAGAGGUGAGAAGAAGCCACGGCGAUUCCGUGGAGGCGCUGCUGUCCAGGUACUUGGAGUCCUUGGACGGGCAGCCACUUUGCGAGCGCCUGAAAGUGGUUCUGUCACUUGUCUCGGCCAGUUCGGGAGUUGCAGGGCUCUCGGGGUUGCUGGGUAAAGGGCAGAAGAGAAAGGUGGAGAUGAUGCAGGCAGAAGACCCAGAAAAGCCAGAUUCCAGCAAGCCAGUUGAUGCCUGCGGUGAGAAGGCUGUGCGGCUGAUGCAGAAGGCCAGCCAAAUGUGGCAGAACCACCCGUCCGAGUGCCGGGAAGCGUACGUGGAGUCUCUGGAGCAAGAGGUGCAAGUGGCCGACGGAGCUGAGAACUCGGCCAAGCUGCGCAUUGUCCUGCGCCGAGCCGUAGCUGCGCUUUCCCCGCCACGGCGUUUGGGUGAUGGAUGCGAGGGCAAGUUGCUGGCAUCCCACGCAUCCAACGAUGAGUGGACGCUGGCCACCAACCUGCAAUCUCGACUUCGCAAAAUCGUGCUCCGCUGCCUGGAUCGAGUGGACAUGGCAGAUUUGCGCGUUGCGCCGGUGCUGCAAUGUUUGCAGUCACUGCUCCAAAGGUUUCAGGAGCUUGUCACCGGUCAAAGCAGGAUCGCUUGCAAGAAGCAAUGGGCUCGGCUUCAAGCCAAGUGUGCGAGCACUGUGCCACCCGAAGCAGCAGCAAGCUUGUCAGCGCGUGCAAAGGGAGCCGACGAUGGUGCUGGCAUUGCCAAGCCCGAGCAGAAGGCCUGGGAGGUGCGGAGGCCGCGGGGUUCGCCUCUCGUGAGGCGGGGCCACUGGGCCGGUCUAAGGUAA
Messenger RNA from Effrenium voratum, 10833 nucleotides. The record is from the annotation of a GenBank genome assembly. NCBI's taxonomy places the organism in Eukaryota, Dinophyceae, Suessiales, Symbiodiniaceae.